This is a messenger RNA of Stylophora pistillata, 3039 nucleotides long. Its product is annotated as protein decapentaplegic. Gene Ontology annotation, molecular function: cytokine activity; growth factor activity. Gene Ontology annotation, cellular component: extracellular region. The record is from RefSeq and is a predicted model, not a curated record. NCBI's taxonomy places the organism in Eukaryota, Metazoa, Cnidaria, Anthozoa, Scleractinia, Pocilloporidae.
ACAGUCACGUCCUCCAGCGCAUCAUGGGCACCAACAAGUCCCCCCGUAUUCUUGUAAUGCUAUUCGCAACUUUCGCCUCUUGUUUCCAGAGUAAUGCAAGUGAUACUGGUGAAACGUACAGGUCAUUGCUCGGAACACAAAGUCAAGACAGGCCACCGCGUACUAACUCAGUCACAAAGUCAGCAGAGAAAUCAGCAGAUUAUAUGUUACGUCUUCUUCAGAUGUUUGGUCCCAUCAAAGGAAACACUCUGCUCGGUUUCACAGAUAUUGAUGGCACGAGUGACAGGCAUUUGAAAUUCAAUAUUUCAGUUAGGACGAAAGUGCUGACAUUUGCCGAGCUUCAGCUUUACAAACUUCCCCAUGAUCAGAGUAACCAAAACUUCAUCCCCACAGCGUCAGUCUUCAUCUUUGACAUUUACAGUGGACAGCGGUUGUCAUCUCAGACCAUCUCCAUGGAAACAGUCGGUUGGAUGAACUUUACCUUGCCAUUGGAUGUCAUUAAUCAAUGGAAUGAAAAGCCAGAGCGAAACGCCGGAAUCAAAGUGAACGUCAGCGACACCACGAUGUCACCUUUAAUAAGAUUUGCGACAAAUGAAAUAAACUCAAGUUUGGAAAUGCUUCUUCUCAUUCAUACUACUGAUCUUUCUAAAAGUUUCCCAAAACUGGGCACCAAUUUCACAUCCAUUGCUAACCCGCUUCGGCGCAUGCGCAGGUCAUUACACCCCAACCAUAGAGGACCUUGUGGACGUCAUGAACUGAGCGUGCAAUUUAAAGACCUUGGAUGGGAUAAGUGGAUUAUUGCGCCACGCAUGUACUCGGCAUAUUAUUGCGCAGGAACGUGCAAAAAUGCUGACGUCAACAUAGAGACGACCAAUCACGCCCGGAUACAGUUAUUCUUAAGUGAACAUGAUUCGAACCCACCAGCUUCACCUUGCUGCGUCCCAGGAGAAUUAGGAUCCAUUGACCUGUUGUUCUACGGCGAACCAGGGCAGAGCACAUACAUCCUCAAGAAAAUGGAUGAAUUUGUAGUGAUGUCCUGUGCCUGUCUUUAAAGACGUGACACCACAGCUUACUAAGAUGAUUCUCUCACUCGCUCGCCAGGGAAGAGAAGAGCCACAAGAAAACCUGUUUUAUAUUUGAAGUCGGCAAGUUGUUCUGUAGAGUCGACUUCUUGUUGCACAAGACUCGUUAGACUUGCAGAUAUUGACCGGUCAGUGAUUUUGAAACAUGACGGAAAAAUUCAAAUUUAGUUGAAACUGAAACUCGCCAAGAUGACUGUAAUCGAUGUGAUUUUUUAGUUAUCAAAGCGAAAUUAAUUUAGUUUAGCUUUUCCCCUGUAUGGUUAACAAAUUUUGACAAAUGUCUGAUCGACCACAAACGUCAGCUUUUGUAAUCGUUACGGUGGCCAAUUUACCAUUUCAACUUUGUUGAUAUAUCCAAAUUACAAAUAAAGAAAGUUGUGUUGAUAUAAACAGUGCAACCUACAUUUCGGUGAAAAAGUAAAGAAUCAGGUUACAAGGCGUUGACAAGGAACCGUUUAAAAAUUGUAUUUUCACACAAGGUCUCCGAGAUAGAGUGCAGUGAAGUGGAGCACACAUUUAUUUACUAUGCAUAAUCAUUUUUAAACGCAAUUAUAAUGGUAAUUGAACUGAGUGGAGUGCAGUUUGGUCUGAAAUAAUGCUAGUGUUUUCAAAAUUCUACGAACGCUGUUUGUACAAAGUUGUCACUCAUUUCCCCCUUAUUUGAUUAGUUACUUUAAAUAGGUCUUGAAAUCUGAUUGGUUGUUAUUUUUUAGUAAGGGUCUCUCAUUGCCUCAUGCGAUUUACAGCAAAAAUACGCACCGAUCACGAGAGCCAAUCAGAUUGCGAGGAUCACCAGUAAUUUCAAAAUAGAUGUAAUAAAGUGGUAAAGUUCUGAAAGAGGAUAACUACGAAACUUUAACGCCCCAGGGAAAAGGUAGCCCGGUUAGGGUGGUGUCGAAUGUGCAAGCCAGGGAAACAGAGAGAGAGUUGAUGGGAACGCGUUUGAAUGUUGAUAUCGACAGUGAGUAGAGAGGGAAGAGCACAACACCAAAUGAUCCUGGAAUAAGAAAAUCAGUGUGGAAGAGCAAGCACCUUAACAAGCAACUCAAUUAAAAAGGACAAUUUACGGUUUUAUUGCACCCUGACAAAUACGAGUGUUCACAAUGCGACUUUUCACAAGUUAAGAGCGCUGUACAAUUAUUUCUAAACAAUGACUGUAUUUGUAUUUACAAUCUGAUUUUUUAAUAAUACUUGGAAGCGAUACUUAAAAGAACUUAAUAUUAUUUUUCACGAUUACAUUGACUCGCCUUUUGAUGCAAAAUAUCAUCCACUUAAAGACAUUUUUUUAACCUCUACAAAACUCCUUCUAUUGAAUUUUCAAGCCUCCUCCAAAUUGGCACAGAAUAGCCACGUUUCUGUCGAUUGUUCCGGGCGAUUGUAAAACAUGACAAGUUAAAUUUACUCUUUUGCGACUUGUUUAGCGUACAGUUGAGCGCGGAAAGUUUGCUAAAUAAUUAAAAAUAUAUUAAUGCUUUAACGAUUCACAAUUGUUGGUUGAUAAAAUCUGCGAAAGUGAUAAGAAUCAGGCUGGCCCGAGCAAUUAGAAAAAUUUACUUUUCCCCGAAAUGUUUUAAUUCCUAAACAUAAAUUAGAAUUUCUUGUUACCUUUUUUUGCUUUUAUUUUGGUAUAAUUUUGUGGUAAAUAAAUUUUGCUCGAGCAAGUUACAAUUCUUCAGAAAACAUCUUGUGAAUGUAAAGCUAGAAAAACAGUUUGCUCCCAGCUGCCGACGCAAUCAGCUAGAAUCAGAUUAUGACAGUCUCGUGCUGCAAUGAUUGACCUUGUAAAUAAAAUUUUCUGACUGUCAUGUCAAGACAGUUGCACAUUCGGACCGCUCAAAAAUAACAAGUCUCUAAAUCAAGACACGUCUGUCUUUCCGAGUAUAUCUAUUUCCUCCUAAAUAUCUACCCACGAAUUUAAGAAAAUAUUUAUUAAGCCUCGAUUGAACUUUUGCUCAGC